Triticum aestivum (bread wheat) is the source of this 713-nucleotide messenger RNA. RefSeq names its product sm-like protein LSM7. Lineage: Eukaryota; Viridiplantae; Streptophyta; Magnoliopsida; Poales; Poaceae. Gene Ontology annotation, cellular component: catalytic step 2 spliceosome; U6 snRNP; Lsm1-7-Pat1 complex. Gene Ontology annotation, biological process: mRNA splicing, via spliceosome; nuclear-transcribed mRNA catabolic process. The record is from RefSeq and is a predicted model, not a curated record. Gene Ontology annotation, molecular function: RNA binding. The transcript has 5 exons. Bases 231 to 533 code for a protein of 100 amino acids.
ACCCCGGCCCAUGGGGCAGCUCCACCUCCACCUGGGCCGCCCAGGAUAGAACCUCUCCCUCCCCUGUCCGUCCGUAGCCCAUAGCCACGAGCUGCUCCCGGCUUCCUUCCUCCCUACGCGAGAGUGUUCCUUCCAGAGCUGCGGCGGCGAUCGAUUUCUAGGGCAAACUCCCCGUCGGUUCGCGCGGUCGAGGCAAGAGCAGGUCGGCGGAGGAGGAUCCGGCUGGUGAGAUGGCGGGCCGCAAGGAGACGGCGCUGGACCUGGCCAAGUUCGUCGACAAGGGCGUCCAGGUCAAGCUCACCGGCGGCCGCCAAGUUACAGGAACCUUGAAGGGAUAUGACCAGCUGCUCAACUUAGUGCUGGAUGAAGCAGUCGAGUCUGAAAGAGAGCAAGAUGACCCAUUGAAGCUGUCAACCAAGACCAGACAACUUGGUCUCAUUGUGUGCAGAGGCACUGCUGUCAUGCUGGUGUCACCAACUGAUGGAACCGACGAGAUUGCCAACCCCUUCCUCGCAGCGGAGGGGGCGUCAUAAGCUUUGUACUAGGCGAUUAGUUCGGAGCUGUAUUACUCAAGCAUGUGCCAAAAGAGCUUCUGUUCUUUUGAAAAAAAAAAACUAAUUGUGCCCGUGUUUGACAUGUGCUGAUGAACUUGUAAUUUGUAUCGAGCUACUUAAGACAUCCUUCCAGAGCAGCCAUGGUUGCGUGUAUCUUCA